UAUGGCAGUGCAUUGCGAGGAGCACGGACAGGGAGGUAUAAUGGUAUCGUGAGCCUGCUUCUCAGUGCAGGAGCAAAAGAUGAUGAAGACAGACGAAUUUGCCAAAUAGCAACGUCAGAGUCAAGUAAUGCAUUUUCGCUGAUUAGGAGUUGUCCAGAAUGAAAUGAGGUCUGAGGGGUACAGCAAUCUUAAGCAGAAGACAUGGCCCUUCUCUAUCGAACCCCGAAAGUCCGCAAAAUUAAGAGAAAUGGGUUUGUUGAAGAUAGAAUACCAGCGAGGAGCUGGUCAUCCACGAGACGCGGAUCUCCUGAUGGAUCACCCCGACGGGCUUUAUUUUACUUCACGAGACCCGCUCCAGUACACUAACAAUCCAAGCGCAAUGGUCCUCAACACAGUAUCCCGGUUCAAAACACUGGUAUAUAUCUCCAGCAACUUUAUAUCACCGACUGACCACCCCCGACUCGAUAUCUCUUACACACUGCGCCGUAAUCUCUGCCAUCCCAUUCGACCUCGCAACCUGGUUACAAAGUCGACAAUAAAUCCCUACCCCGUCCGGGGAAUCACUACAAGCAUUAUACACCUCCUUGUCCACAAUUCAGCAGUGUAUCAACCUCCCAUCCCUCUCCCAGCCAACAACAUGUUGCUCAGAAUAGCAUUCCCAGCCAAACCCCACGUCCAUGCCAAGGCAUCGACGAACAGGACACCGGAUCGACGGUCGCCAUCGCAACUAUGAUUUCGGGCCCCAUUGUGAGACAUGGAAGACUGCUGAUGUUUCGGGAUUAGGUUUUUUGGUGGAGAUGGGUUUGGCCGGA
Hyaloscypha bicolor E is the source of this 812-nucleotide messenger RNA. RefSeq lists its product as uncharacterized. Bases 164 to 733 code for a protein of 189 amino acids. The transcript is spliced from 2 exons. The record is from RefSeq and is a predicted model, not a curated record. NCBI's taxonomy places the organism in Eukaryota, Fungi, Ascomycota, Leotiomycetes, Helotiales, Hyaloscyphaceae.